GCUGUAAUUGCUGCAAAUGGAGGAUUAUUUUACAAAGCAAAGUUUGAAGGACACAAUUAAAAAUCAUUAUUUAUAACCUUGCCAGCGUCUUGACUUGACUUGACUUGAAUGGACUAUUUCCUAUUCAUUUUGCAACUCAUUUCAUGUGUGUUUUCAUGGAAAACAAGGACAUUUCUAAGUGACCCCAAACUUUUGAACGGUAGUGUAUAUAGUGUAUCAUCAGAGAGGGGGGUCCCAAGUCAUACAGAUUCUGGCCUGUUGUUGUUUUUAACUGUGUUUUUCUUAAAGAAAAUACAUAAUUUUGUCCCAUCAUUCUUGUUUUUUUUGUAAUGAGGCUUAUGUGUAUGUUUUAUAACCAGUAUAAGGUUAUAAGGCUUUCAAAGAGGAAGCACACAGACUAUGAAAGCCAGGAGUCUGCGAGAUGAUCCACCCCAUUGUGCUAUAGCUGCUGGGGCUUGCUGAAUUAGUGUUUUCCAACAGUAGGAGGACAUUUUUCUGUCAGCACAAACGUCAAAAACAAAUGUCUGCUAUUUCAGCAGAGGAACUUCUAUUCAUCAAAGCAAUGAGAAGAGCAAAUAUGUUACUGAAGCUGAGCUGUGUGAUUCUGCUCAUCAUCCAGAGGGAUACAGAAAGUACACGGGUCAUUGGUGAAUGCAGGACUGUGGUACUGGGGGAGGAUGUGGACUUAUACUGCAGACUGAUAGAGACAACUGAGGACCUCGAACAGAUAACAUGGCAGAAAAGUACUGCGGAAGAAACACAGAACCAUAAUUUUAUGCUGAUUAAUCCCCAUGGGGUUACUACAUUCAUUGCACCGAAUGGAUUGAGUGGUAGAGUCCAGUUUAUUGGGAACCCAUCAGAAAACCUUGGAUCUAUUCGAAUAACAGCUGUCAGACUGCUUGAUGAAGGCACCUUCACAUGUAUCUUCAGUGUUUUCCCCAGUGGAGCAUACAAUACAGAGAUACGUCUGACUGUGCUAGUUCCUCCAGUAGUGAGUGUGACAAUUGAUGUUCCUCCUGUCACUGGGAAGAAUGAGGUUGUCUUGGCAACCUGUAUGGCUGCUGGUGCCAAGCCACAGGCAGAUGUGAAGUGGAAGUCAGGUACGUUUGGCAGUUUGUUGAGGACAGUGACUAACUUCAUACAGCACACCAAUGGAACCACCACAGUACUCAGCCACCUGCUCGGGUUGCCAACCAGAGCAGCCAAUCAGCAGCAGGUCCAGUGUGUGGUCAACCAGUCUGCCCUGGCAACAGAAAGGAGCUACAACUACACCAUAGACAUCCACUAUCCACCUCAGACAGUGAACGUUACCUUUAGUGAGGCCUCUAAAGCCACAGUCUUACGAUGUGUAGCAGAUGGCAACCCACACCCCAACUACACCUGGAGCAGAGUGGCCCAGCCAUGGCCUGGGUCUUCAGUGAGAGCAGAGGGAGACAUACUGCACUUCCUCAGUCUCAGCUCUGAGCUGAAUGGUCUCUAUGUCUGUGAGGCCUCCAACCCCUACGGACGAGCAACUGGUUCCCUCAAUGUACACAUAUCCUCUGAGUCCUCUGCUGCCUGUUGGGUUCUACUCGUUGUCAUUCUCUGUCUGAUUGUUGCUGCGGCUGCACUCAUAUACCGGUGCAAAUACGGACAGUUUCCUUGGAGUCCAAUCAUAGCCAAUCAACAGUUCCAGGCACCACCACAGGUUGAGGAAGAUGAUCCUGGGACGUCUGGGUUCUGACACUCCAAGCCAGGAAGGCGGAUAAGGGAGAAGUAACGUGAUAAAUCACUGGACAGCCUGAGAACAGAUGCCAGAAGAAGCGCAGACAUGGAACGGGCGGGCCAGUCCAUAGCAUCAAUGCCUUCCUCUUGCAGGAACUGCUGACACACUCCAGCCACAUGAGGUCUAGCAUUGUCUUGCAUUAGGAGGAACCCAGGGCCAACCGCACCAGCAUAUGGUCUCACAAGGGGUCUGAGGAUCUCAUCUCGGUACCUAAUGGCAGUCAGGCUACCUCUGGCGAGCACAUGGAGGGCUGUGUGGUCCCCUAAAGAAAUGCCACCCCACACCAUGACUGACCCACCACCAAACCGGUCAUGCUGGAGGAUGUUGCAGGCAGCAGAACAUUCUCCACGACAUCUCCAGACUCUGUCACGUCUGUCACAUGUGCUUAGUGUGAACCUGCUUUCAUCUGUGAAGAGCACAGGGCGCCAAUGGCGAAUUUGACAAUCUUGGUGUUCUCUGUAAGCACAACCCCCACCUGUGGACUUCGGGCCCUCAUACCACCCUCAUGGAGUCUGUUUCUGACCGUUUGAGCAGACACAUGCACAUUUGUGGCCUGCUGGAGGUCAUGUUGCAGGGCUCUGGCAGUGCUCCUCCUGCUCCUCCUUGCACAAAGGCGGAGGUAGCGGUCCUGCUGCUGGGUUGUUGCCCUCCUACGGCCUCCUCCACGUCUCCUGAUGUACUGGCCUGUCUCCUGGUAGCGCCUCCAUGCUCUGGACACUACGCUGACAGACACAGCCAACCUUCUGGCCACAGCUCGCAUUGAUGUGUCAUCCUGGAUGAGCUGCACUACCUGAGCCACUUCUGUGGGUUAUAGACUCCGGCUCAUGCUACCACUAGAGUGAAAGCACCGCCAGCAUUCAAAAGUGACCAAAACAUCAGCCAGGAAGCAUAGGAACUGAGAAGUGGUCUGUGGUCACCACCUGCAGAACCACUCCUUUAUUGGGGGUGUCUUGCUAAUUGCCUGUAAUUUCCACCUGUUGUCUAUUCCAUUUGCACAACAGCAUGUGAAAUGUAUUGUCAAUCAGUGUUGCUUCCUAAGUGGACAGUUUGAUUUCACAGAAGUGUGAUUGACUUGGAGUUACAUUGUGUUGUUUAAGUGUUCCCUUUUUUGAGCAGUGUAUUUGGUGCAUGUUGAAUCCAACUAAAGGGAGGUCAGGUAUAAUCUAAAUAACAUGUGCAAAUGGAGAAUAUUGUCAGUAAUGACUAGACAAACACUGGCUGAUGGUGGUACUUGCAGCUGCUCUAAAAUGAAUUCCUUCAUAUUAUGCAGCCUUAUGGGGUCUUGGUACAGUCAUAAAAGAAACCGAAACCAAA
This is a messenger RNA of Oncorhynchus nerka (sockeye salmon), 3079 nucleotides long. RefSeq names its product nectin-4-like. Gene Ontology annotation, biological process: heterophilic cell-cell adhesion; homophilic cell-cell adhesion. The transcript has 10 exons. Gene Ontology annotation, cellular component: adherens junction. The record is from RefSeq and is a predicted model, not a curated record. Lineage: Eukaryota; Metazoa; Chordata; Actinopteri; Salmoniformes; Salmonidae. The coding region runs from base 521 to 1723 and encodes 400 amino acids.